AUGCCGCAGCCCAGCGGGAGUGCAAGUAGUAACAAGAAUAAGAGCAUCAAUGGUGAUAAGAGUGGUGCCAUAGAGGGCUCCAAGGGGGCCAGUGGUAGCAAUGGUAACAGUGGGGACAUCGGGGCCAAGAAUGGCGAGCCGACGUCUGCGGAUGUUGUCGGAGGCCCGCGGUUCAGACAUCGGAAGAUCAGCGUCAAACAACGGUUAAGAAUCUACAAGCCUAAUGACCUGAAGAAUUUAGACCAGGAGGAACUGCAGCAACGGGUUGCAGCGGACAUCGAAACGGGUGUGGAGAAGAACGAGGAGAAAGAGGUCCAUUUGCAUAGGAUUUUGCAGAAGAGCAGCGGCCAGUUGAGCAUCCAAAAGAAGGACUACAUUCCAACACCCGAUGCGUCAGAAACGUGGAAAGAGUUCGGUCAGUUCUAUCAGGGCAACUUCGACGAGCCAGCCAGUUACAUCAAGUUUUCAGCUACAGUGGAGGACUGCUGCGGGUCGUCUUACAUCAUGGAUGAAGUUGACGAUACGUUUUUAUCUGAGCAGAUAAAUAAUAAAAAACAGCCUUUGUUAUCGGAAGAUGAGUUCGAGCUUCUGUGCUCUUCGUUCGAGAGCGCAAUCCAUGAAAGACAACCUUUUUUGAGCACAGAUCCACAGAGUAUUUUGUCGCUUGAUGAGCUGAAGCCUACUAUUAUCAAGUCAGACUCCAAUCAUCAGAGUUUGAAAAUUAGUCUCGCUAAAGAUAUUGGAUUUUCUGCGGAGAAACCUAUAGUAACAGAGUUCGAUGCAGAAUCUCAAUCUAAAGUAAGGUCUUUAACUUUCCUUCUGGAGAAGUUUGGUGACCAGUUGUAUGAGCAUUGGAAAUCAAGAAAAAUUGAAAGUUCUCACACAGAAAUUUUCCCAAAGCUAAAAUUUGAAAGACCCGAUGAGAAGGAAGAAGUAGAUCCAUACGUUUGUUUUAGAAGGCGUGAUGUGAGACAACCAAGAAAGACAAGAAGAAUAGAUAUUCUGAACAGUCAUAAAUUAAGAGCUCUCCAUGAAGAACUGGAACAUGCACAAAAAUUGGCACUGUUAGUUGCCAAGAGAGAGCAGGUGUCGCUGAACCUUCUGGAGAAGGAGUUACAAGUUUUUGAUGAGAGAGGGGAAUUCAAAAAAUUGAAAAGGGCUCUUUCCAUAAAAGAGGAUGAUGAACUGUUGAUUAAUCCCAAGAGCAGAAGAUUGAAUAUCUUUGCCAACCAAAAGAAGCAACAGCAACAACAAGCAGCUGCCGAUGCAGCAGCUGUUGAAGCUGCGAUCACGUCUGAUUCAUCUAUGAAGAAAGGCGCUAGGAAUAAGGCUAAUAAAAAAGACAUAGACCAAUGCAGUAAAUCUCACCAAAAACUCAACAAGCAACAGCAGCUACAAAGUCAAAAGAACGCCAUAGAAAACUCAGGCUCAGCUGUUGAUAAUAAGCAAAUUGCAUUACCUGCUGCUAAUUCGACAGGACAGCAGGGUCCGCAACCUCAAAUGGUUGCUUCGCAUGUCUAUGUUCGUUUGCCAUCUUCCAAAGUUCCUGAUAUCGUAUUAGAAGAAGUUGAAGAUCUGUUAUCAGAUAAAGAGAAAAAUGCAAGGAAAUUUGUUCUUGAUAAAAUGGAUAAAAGAAAGCUGGAGGAUGGUGAUAUCUUUUUCAAUAUAACAGAUGAUCCUUAUAACCCAGUUUUUGAUUUAGUCUUACCCAACGAUGUUAUACCAUCUACCGCACCAUUCUCAUCUAUUGCGUCUUCAAGAUUUGAAGUGGAUAGAUCUUAUUAUUCUCCGAAUUUAUCUGAUUAUAUGAAUGGCACAACAGAUAAUAUCAGAGCAUAUACUAGGACGGGGGACAAAUUACCUGAUAAAAAUUGUAAGGUGAAAAAAAUUGAACUUUAUGAUCCAUUCCAAAAUCACAAUGAAAUUCACUCUAGAGAAUAUCCUGUGAAAUUUAGGAGAAGAUUUGGUCGUCAUGGAAUUGAAUACAUUGAUCGUAAGCCAAAUCAAUUCGAUGCGAACGUUGAGGCCACUUUGGGAGACUUUCUAAAUUUUGAUGAAAUUGAAAGGCAAGAAAAACAUGCUACUUCGGCAAUCAAUGUUUAUGAAUCCAAGUGGGAUGAACUUUCAAGACUUUAUGAUAAGUGGAAACAUGACUCUCCUAGAAAUGAUUAUGGAUUGAAAGUAUCUGAGGAACCUGCCAGAUUGAAUCAAAUUUCAAAUGAGACUCAGGUAAUAAGAUUUGGUACUAUGCUUGGUAGUAAAUCUUAUGAACAGUUGCGCGAAGUUACUAUUAAGUAUCGUCAAGAGUACAUUUCUCGUAUUAAACAGCAAAAGAUUAAUAAUCAAAAACAAUUGUUGUUACAACAACAGCUGCAACAACAAUUGCAGCAACAGCAGCAACAGCAACAACAACAGCAAAGUAGUGGAAAGAAUAUAAAUAAUGGGACACUUUCACGAACACCAUCUAUAAUUGCCUCACCAGCGGCAUCGAAUAAGAUGAAUGACACUUCAGGUUCAAGUGACAAUAAUGAGGCGAACUUGUUUGCUGCCAAUCACAAAUCAUCUAACUCAUCUCAAACUGCAUGA
Messenger RNA from Zygotorulaspora mrakii, 2586 nucleotides. It is a transcript of the gene EPL1, whose product is annotated as Epl1p. Lineage: Eukaryota; Fungi; Ascomycota; Saccharomycetes; Saccharomycetales; Saccharomycetaceae. Bases 1 to 2586 code for a protein of 861 amino acids. The record is from RefSeq and is a predicted model, not a curated record. Gene Ontology annotation, biological process: regulation of transcription by RNA polymerase II. The transcript has a single exon. Gene Ontology annotation, cellular component: piccolo histone acetyltransferase complex.